CGAAGAAGAGGAAGCAGAAGAGGAAAAAGAAGCAGAAGAAGUCUAUCCGUGUGUGUCGUGGCUCUACUUAGUCGUGUGUGUGUGUGUAAUCAAGCAGUUCUUCUCGUAGUUGCGGACGAAUGGAGGCUGUAAUCAACAUUUGGGAAACGUGUGUAUUUGUUUGGUUCGCGGUGAACUGCGACGAAACCGGCCCGUGUUACUGCGCUGGGCUCGGGUAAUGGCCGGCCGUCACCGCUAGGGGGCAACGGCACUGAACUUUGACACACAUAACGACUUUUAUUCCUGCAGCCCGUCCGUUUAUCCAACACCCCGAGUAACCGUCGGUAUUCCCGUCCGUUUAUCCAACACCCCGAGUAACCGUCGGUAUUCCCGUCCGUUUAUCCAACACCCCGAGUAACCGUCGGUAUUCCCGUACGUUUAUCCAACACCCCGAGUUACCGUCGGUAUUCCCGUCCGUUUAUCCAACACCCCGAGUAACCGUCGGUAUUCCGUGCGUACUGAAAGUUCUGCAGCAAACGUCGACGUGGUCGUCCGAAGAUGUCGUCCCGCAAAGUCGUCGACCUGUUCUACGACGUGGUCUCUCCAUAUUCCUGGCUUGGCUUUGAGGUCAUGUGCCGCUACCGGACCGUGUGGAACAUAGACCUCAACCUACGUCCUGCCUUCUUGGGUGGCAUCAUGCAAGGGUCCGGCAACAAGCCCCCUGGACUAGUACCAAAUAAGUUCCUGUACAUGACUCAAGAUCUGGAUCGCUUGGGACAGUACUUUGAUAUUCCCCUCAGAGCCCCGGCUAACCCCUUUGAGGCCAUGUUUGAAAAAGGCUCCUUGUCCGCUAUGCGUUUUGUGGCAGCCGUGCAAGAGCGAGAAAAGGGUGGAGACAAGCAGGUGGAGAAGGUGUCUCGUGAGCUCUGGCGAAGAAUCUGGUGUGAGGACAAAGACAUUACCAAGCCCGCCUCCCUGUCCGAGGCAGCCAUGGCGGCAGGUCUUCUGGCCAGUGAGGUUGAAGAGCUGUUGAAGCUGUCCACUACUAAGCAAAUCAAAGACAAGCUGAAAAGCACAACCCAGGAAGCACUUGAUCAUGGGGCGUUUGGCUUCCCCCUUGUUGUGUGUCACGUAAAAGGAAAGGCUGAGAUGUUUUUCGGUUCUGACCGAUUUGAGCUCAUGGCCCACUGCAUAGGAGAAAAGUGGGUGGGGCCUCAGCCCAGGGAAAUGACUGCAAAACUGUGAUCUCAAACCUGCCUUCGAACGCUAUGGAUGUGCUCACGCAUUUAUGGCAUUUGUAUUGAGUAAUUCCAGAAGGGUUGUUUUUUGCCCCCCAAACAUAUCACGGCUCUGAUUGUCUGUGCUGUGUAUCCUGGAAGGAAGUUGUGCAAAUUUCCCGUGAAUUUCAUGAACAAAUAAAUGC
This is a messenger RNA of Lampris incognitus (smalleye Pacific opah), 1402 nucleotides long. Its product is annotated as glutathione S-transferase kappa 1-like. The transcript is spliced from 7 exons. The record is from RefSeq and is a predicted model, not a curated record. Gene Ontology annotation, biological process: glutathione metabolic process. Lineage: Eukaryota; Metazoa; Chordata; Actinopteri; Lampriformes; Lampridae. Gene Ontology annotation, molecular function: glutathione peroxidase activity; glutathione transferase activity. The coding region runs from base 538 to 1224 and encodes 228 amino acids. Gene Ontology annotation, cellular component: mitochondrion; peroxisome.